AAGAACACUCGCCUCAGUACUCUGGACGUGCCGUCACACGAUCCUGGAACCGCAGGACCAGUUCCAGCACCUCUCCAUUCUGGUGGUAAGGUUUCCAUCCGUGUUACAAGGAAAACAAAAUUCUGCAAUUUACUAGACUAGUAACGCCAUGACUGACUCUCGAGUACCAAUAAGACAAUGUACAGGACUACGUAGUGCUACAGCUUGUGUUAAACGGUCCUGUUGUCCUUACUACAAUACACACAAACAGGCCCCAGUUUUUUUUUAAAUAGUUGGAUAGCGCUAUCCACCGGAAAAGUCAAGAUAAGUAUUAGAGAAACCGACACCUAUAUGCAUUAGGUAGUGCGAUAUCCAGUAGAAUAGCAUUAUUUACCUUCUGGACCCAAACGUUCGAAGGCCGAUUACCGCUUUUUAACCCAGUUAAUUCUUUUUCUUUAAUUCAAAAGCCUUUUUUCAGAUAAUUUUCUCUAUUCUUUUAAGAGUAUCCUAUCAUCAAAUUGUAGACAAAAAGAAUUAAACUGAAUCUGCUUUUUGCUCUCUCAUAUAUGAAUUCCAAAUUUUGCACUAACCCUGAGUUAUGUUAACUGCUGACCUCCGGAACAACCCAGUCUGAACUACUGGGGCUGAAGGCCUUUUUCUUCUACAGUCUGUCUAAUAAAAUCUCCAAACUGGACAUUUUCUUGUGUUUACUUUAUGUGGGCGAUGCUUCAAUUUCUAAUAUUGUACAGUAACCUGAGAAUGCGUAUAAUGCUAGAAAAGGAGGAAUCUACUUUAAGACCACGAGUGUGAAACCAGUGGUUUACUGAUACACUGUACCUUUAUGUUAACUCAUGGGAUCUUAACUGCCAUUCCUACGUCACAUUUCUCCAGCCUUCAGUGAACAUCCCCUCCGUCACAGAGUGCUGGAAUCACCAUUGCAGGCAUGGCAACCGCGAAGUAUAUUUCCGGGGUACCCCUAUCCCCGCAGUUCUGGCAUUUCUUCAGCUGCUCUCCCUCCUGUUUUCUCUGGAUAUCUUCCCCUGCGUGGAAUGCAGAAUCCACCACAACAGAGACUUUAG
Messenger RNA from Porites lobata, 1058 nucleotides. Lineage: Eukaryota; Metazoa; Cnidaria; Anthozoa; Scleractinia; Poritidae. The record is from the annotation of a GenBank genome assembly.